AUGCAAUUCACCACCAUCCUCCUCGGCCUCUCCGCCGUCCUCACCACUGUCCUCGCGUCCCCCGUCGAUACCUCCGCUGCCUCUCCGCUCGUCGAACGUGCUUGCGCUUAUGACGACUGCGCUGCUUGCGAGGACUAUUGCUGGAACGACAUCCCAUGCCCUCCUGACCACAACUGCGGUAUUAGCCAGGCGACUUGCUUCAUUCUUUGCAUUGAGACUGGGUGCUGCGAUGCUUAA
This is a messenger RNA of Pseudogymnoascus verrucosus, 237 nucleotides long. RefSeq lists its product as uncharacterized. Bases 1 to 237 code for a protein of 78 amino acids. The record is from RefSeq and is a predicted model, not a curated record. The transcript has 2 exons. Lineage: Eukaryota; Fungi; Ascomycota; Leotiomycetes; Thelebolales; Thelebolaceae.